AUGUCACAAAAAAGACGGGAUAAAAAAGAUAAAAAGGGUAAGAAGGACUCGUUCAUCGGAAGUAAGUCCGUGAAAAUUCUGAAACAAGAGAUCUUCGAUCAUUAUUUGUCAGGGCAGGAUGUGGCCCUGGUCAUGUUCUAUGACCCUAAGAACGCUCAGAGUCAGCUGGCCAAGCCACACUUUGUCAAAGCUGCAAGCAUCGUCAAGAAACAGAAUGUGGGAUUUGCUGCAGUCAACUGCGCCCUAGAGGGGAAGCUUUGCCAAGAGGAAGAGAUCCGAGAUCUGCCAACUCUCAAACUGUACUCUCGUGGCAGGUAUCUGAGAAUGCAAAACCCCAUGUCUGACUACAACCAACUGUUGAAAAUCAUUGACAGCAUGCCCAUUCUGCCACCAAAACCGGUCAGAAAUAUACAGUUUAAAAUUUAG
Molecule: messenger RNA, 426 nt
Organism: Candidula unifasciata
Lineage: Eukaryota; Metazoa; Mollusca; Gastropoda; Stylommatophora; Geomitridae
Source: the annotation of a GenBank genome assembly